Messenger RNA from Antechinus flavipes (yellow-footed antechinus), 3548 nucleotides. It is a transcript of the gene FGFR1, whose product is annotated as fibroblast growth factor receptor 1. Gene Ontology annotation, molecular function: fibroblast growth factor receptor activity; fibroblast growth factor binding; ATP binding. NCBI's taxonomy places the organism in Eukaryota, Metazoa, Chordata, Mammalia, Dasyuromorphia, Dasyuridae. The record is from RefSeq and is a predicted model, not a curated record. The transcript is spliced from 18 exons. Gene Ontology annotation, cellular component: signaling receptor complex; membrane. Bases 204 to 2666 code for a protein of 820 amino acids. Gene Ontology annotation, biological process: fibroblast growth factor receptor signaling pathway; positive regulation of kinase activity; positive regulation of cell differentiation.
CUGGGACAGGUUCUGUCCCCGGGGCGGCCGGCCAACUUGAAGAAACCGGACUCCCAACCCCUGGAGCUUUGGCCGACUUUCCUCUAAGGAAAAAGCAACCCAGACGGAGAUAUACCUUGAGAAGGCGGGUCAAACCCAAGGACCGGGUAGAGUCCCCAUGGAGGUGUGGAGCCUUGUCACCGAUCUGUAACUGUAGAACUGGGAUGUGGAGCUGGAAGGGCCUCCUUUUCUGGGCUGUGCUGGUCACAGCCACACUCUGCACUGCCAGACCAGCCCCAACCUUGCCUGAACAAGCCCGGCCUUGGGGAGCCCCCGUGGAAGUGGAGUCCUCUCUGGUGCACCCGGGCGACCUGUUGCAGCUUCGCUGUCGGCUAAGGGAGGAUGUUCAGAGCAUCAACUGGCUGCGGGACGGGGUGCAGCUGGUGGAGAGCAACCGCACCCGCAUCACAGGGGAGGAGGUAGAGGUGCGGGAUGCCGUCCCCUCGGAUUCCGGGCUCUACGCCUGUGUGACCAACAGCCCCUCAGGCAGCGACAUCACCUACUUCUCCGUCAAUGUCUCAGAUGCUCUCCCUUCCUCAGAAGAUGAUGAUGAUGAUGAUGAUUCCUCAUCAGAGGAGAAAGAGUCAGAUAACACUAAGCCAAACCGUACGCCCGUGGCUCCAUACUGGACAUCACCAGAAAAGAUGGAAAAGAAAUUGCAUGCAGUACCGGCGGCUAAAACAGUGAAGUUCAAAUGCCCUUCAAAUGGCACCCCUAACCCCACUCUACGUUGGCUGAAGAAUGGCAAAGAAUUCAAACCGGACCAUCGGAUCGGGGGCUACAAGGUCCGCUAUGCCACCUGGAGCAUCAUAAUGGACUCAGUGGUGCCAUCGGAUAAAGGCAACUACACUUGCAUCGUAGAGAAUGAAUAUGGCAGCAUUAACCAUACCUACCAACUGGAUGUUGUGGAGCGGUCACCUCAUCGGCCCAUCCUGCAGGCUGGAUUGCCUGCCAAUAAAACGGUGGCUUUGGGCAGCAAUGUGGAGUUUAUGUGCAAGGUGUACAGUGACCCACAGCCUCACAUCCAGUGGUUAAAGCACAUCGAAGUGAAUGGGAGUAAGAUUGGUCCAGACAACCUGCCGUAUGUGCAAAUUCUAAAGACGGCCGGUGUUAAUACCACUGACAAAGAGAUGGAAGUGCUUCACUUAAGGAAUGUCUCCUUUGAGGACGCGGGGGAGUAUACAUGCUUGGCGGGUAACUCUAUCGGACUCUCCCAUCACUCUGCAUGGCUGACCGUUCUGGAAGCCCUGGAGGAGAGACCAGCAGUGAUGACUUCGCCUCUAUAUCUUGAGAUCAUCAUCUAUUGUACGGGGGCUUUCCUCAUCUCCUGCAUGGUGGGGUCCGUCAUCAUCUACAAGAUGAAGAGUGGUACCAAAAAGAGUGACUUCCACAGCCAAAUGGCUGUGCACAAGCUGGCCAAGAGCAUCCCCCUGCGCAGACAGGUGUCUGCUGAUUCUAGUGCCUCCAUGAACUCAGGGGUCCUGCUGGUUCGGCCUUCACGCCUUUCUUCUAGUGGGACCCCUAUGCUGGCAGGUGUCUCAGAGUAUGAACUUCCUGAGGAUCCCCGCUGGGAACUGCCCCGGGACAGGUUGGUUCUAGGCAAACCACUGGGAGAGGGCUGCUUUGGACAAGUAGUAUUGGCAGAAGCUAUUGGAUUAGAUAAGGAUAAACCCAACCGGGUGACCAAGGUGGCAGUGAAGAUGCUGAAAUCGGAUGCAACAGAAAAGGACCUGUCAGAUCUGAUCUCAGAAAUGGAGAUGAUGAAGAUGAUUGGGAAACACAAGAACAUUAUCAACCUGUUGGGGGCCUGCACACAGGAUGGCCCUCUCUAUGUCAUUGUGGAAUACGCCUCCAAGGGCAACCUUCGUGAAUACCUGCAGGCCAGGCGUCCCCCUGGGCUCGAGUACUGCUACAACCCCAGCCAUGCCCCAGAAGAGCAACUCUCCUCCAAGGACCUAGUGUCUUGUGCUUAUCAGGUGGCCAGAGGCAUGGAAUAUCUUGCCUCAAAGAAGUGCAUCCACCGGGAUCUGGCAGCCCGGAAUGUCUUGGUGACUGAAGACAAUGUGAUGAAAAUUGCAGACUUUGGUCUUGCUCGGGACAUCCAUCACAUUGACUACUACAAAAAGACAACCAAUGGUCGCCUGCCUGUGAAGUGGAUGGCUCCUGAAGCACUGUUUGACCGAAUCUAUACACACCAGAGUGACGUGUGGUCAUUUGGGGUGCUGCUUUGGGAAAUUUUCACCCUGGGAGGCUCCCCUUACCCUGGUGUGCCUGUAGAGGAGCUUUUCAAGCUGUUGAAGGAAGGUCAUCGAAUGGACAAGCCCAGCAAUUGCACCAAUGAACUAUACAUGAUGAUGCGGGACUGCUGGCAUGCGAUCCCUUCUCAAAGGCCUACCUUCAAGCAGCUUGUAGAGGACUUGGAUCGAAUUGUGGCCCUGACCUCUAAUCAGGAGUACCUGGAUCUAUCAGUACCCCUGGACCAGUAUUCACCCAGCUUUCCAGACACCCGCAGUUCUACUUGCUCCUCCGGAGAGGACUCAGUCUUUUCCCAUGACCCACUGCCUGAGGAGCCCUGCCUGCCCCGACAUUCAGCCCCACUGGCCAAUGGGGGACUCAAACGGCGCUGACAUUCCCCCACAACUAACUCCAUAAACUGAUAUCCUUACCCCUGACUCUUGGUUGGGUUCAUCUCCCUUCCUUUUUUCCUUAUUUCUGGCCACAGGAGUUGGCUGCCCACAACUCAAGGCCUUCCCUUUGUUGCCCAACUCUAUCCCACUGAGCUGAUUUCCCUUACGUCAAUUAAUGUCAGUCCCCUCUGCUGGGUAAAGGGGGAAAAGAGGUACUUCCAGUUGGUUACUUCAUUCCCCUUAACCUUGGACCAGGACCUCUCCCUGUCUGGAAGGCAGAGAGAAUGGGGAGUGGGCAUGGAAGUGAAAGCUAACUGGGCUCUCUCUGGUACUGUUUUUAUUUUAACCUACUAGCCUCUCACAUGCUGGUGGCAGGUGCCUUGUCCUCAGGCUGCAGCAUGGGGAGGUUAGUCAGUCAGUGCCUCAGGCCCCCAAUGAAGGUGACCUCAGCUCCAGAAAGGUGGUACUAGUGGCUUAUUAAUUCCAAUAUUAAUUUGCUUUGCUGACCAAACACACCUGGUACCAGAGGAUGGUGGGGCAAAGGCUGGGGGCUAUCUGUGGCCCUGGGGCCCAGCCCCAUUCUGGGGCGUUGUAUAUAACUAUGAAGAAAACACAAAGUGUAUAAAUCUGAGUAUAUAUUUACAUGUCUUUUUAAAAAGGGUUGUUACCAGAGAUAUACCCAUUGGGUAGGGCGCUCCUAGUGGCUGGGAGACAUCAGUUGCUAUAUAUUGAAAAAAAAGAAAAAAGAAAAAAAAGGAAAAACAUUUUAAAAAAAGGUCAUAUAUUUUUUUGCUACUUUUGCUGUUUUAUUUUUUUAAAUUAUGUUCUAAAUCUAUUUUCAGUUUAGGUCCCUCAAUAAAAAUUGCUGCUGCUUCAGUUUUA